Messenger RNA from Chelonia mydas (Green sea turtle), 2953 nucleotides. RefSeq names its product actin like 7A (gene ACTL7A). NCBI's taxonomy places the organism in Eukaryota, Metazoa, Chordata, Testudines, Cheloniidae. The record is from RefSeq and is a predicted model, not a curated record. The transcript has a single exon. The coding region runs from base 238 to 1506 and encodes 422 amino acids. Gene Ontology annotation, cellular component: nucleus; cytoplasm.
UUGUGGGAGUGGUGGGUGAAAUUCUGUGGCCUGCGUUGUGCAGGAGGUCAGACUAGAUGAUCAUAAUGGUCCCUUCUGACCUAAAUAUCUAUGAAAAUACUAAGCUGUAGCCCAAAGGGCAGCAGACAGCUGAUGUCAUAAUCAGUGAUGUCAGUGGCAUGAAAGUUCCAAAAUUACCCCUGGUAUUUCUCGGCUUGCCAUGGCUUCUGCCCGUGCAGUCAAAGGGAAUCAACAUCUAUGACAAAAGGAAAGGAAAUGUCAGUCAAAGGAAGCGCCAGCUCUGUGGCGGUAGCAACAAUCCAGGAAGGUCCUGCAAAACGGGCGGUACUAGUUAGGGCCAGUAAAAAGCCUAAAGAGAAUAGCGCUUCAUCAACUCAGGGAAGCCCCAAGAUUGUGAAGGAGACUAGAGCAGUGAUCAUAGACAUUGGCACAGGUUACUGUAAGUGUGGAUUUGCUGGAGAGCCUCGUCCCUCCCAUGUUAUUUCAUCCACAGUGGGCAAGCAUUUCCAGGAGACUGCUAAAACUGGGGACAAUCGCAAAGAAACCUUUGUUGGAAAAGAACUUCAGGAUGUGAAAAUACCCCUAAAACUGGUCAACCCCUUGCGACAUGGCAUAGUGGUCGACUGGGAUUGUGUCCAAGACAUUUGGGAAUACAUUUUCCACAAAGAGAUGAAGAUUCAGCCAGAGGAGCAUGCUGUCCUGGUAUCCGACCCUCCACUGAGUCCUACCACCAACAGGGAGAAAUAUGCCGAGAUGCUGUUUGAAACGUUCUGCACUCCUGCCAUGCAUAUCGCCUACCAGUCCAGAUUAUCUAUGUAUUCAUACGGAAAGACCUCUGCUCUCGUGGUAGAAAGUGGCCAUGGCGUUUCAUAUGUGGUCCCUAUCUAUGAAGGUUAUACUAUGCCAAGCAUUACUGGAAGAGUGGACUAUGCUGGAUCAGACCUCACCCAUUACCUCAUGAAGUUAUUAAAUGAGGCUGGGAAAACAUUUACUGGGGAACAACUAAGUGUGGUAGAAGAUAUCAAGGAAAAGUGUUGCUAUACGUCUCUGGACCUUCAGCAUGACAUGGGUUUGCCUCUCCAGAAACAGCAGGUUGAUUAUGAACUUCCAGAUGGGCACGUAAUUGCCAUUGGCAAAGAGAGAUUCCUGUGUGCUGAAAUGCUCUUCAAACCAUCCUUGAUAGGAUCACAGCAGCCAGCGCUUUCACUGCUGACAAUGACCUGCCUCAAUAAAUGUGAUGCUGAUCUCAAGAAGAAGCUGAUGGGCAACAUCUUGCUGUGCGGAGGUUGUACCAUGCUGAGGGGUUUCCCUGAUCGCUUCCAGAGAGACCUCACCAAGAUGUGCCCCAAUGAUGACCCCAUCGCAGCAGCAUCCCCUGACAGAAAGUCUUCUGUCUGGACGGGAGGGUCAAUUUUGGCAUCACUCAAGGCCUUUCAGCAGCUCUGGGUUUACAGAAGGGAAUAUGAAGAACAGGGUCCUUUCUUCAUCUACAGGAAAUGCUUCUGAAUACAAAGUGGACAAGACUGAGCUUAGAAUCAACACUGCUGCCCAGAGUGGACUGUAGAUGUCUAAGAACCUCUGUUUCUUUCUCAGAUACUGGUAACAAACCAAGCUACUAAUAUGAAGUUUGGAUCUGUGUUCCACUGUGGCUGUAUUAAAAGCUCAGAGCAUUCUGUGUUGCACAUUAACAGCUUUUAUCUCGUCUGUUUCAUAAGAAUUUUCACUGUAGCCUAUUUGACAAAAGAGGAUUUACCAGUGUAAAAGGGAUAUAGCAGUUGGUACAGACCCAUUGUCUAUUGCAGUGGGUUUCAGCCUGUGGUCCAGGGACCCUGAGGGCCACAGACUGUCUAAGAUUUCCAAAGGGCUCCCCACCUCCACUUGAAAUUUGUUAUGGAUCCUCAAAUGAAAAAAGGUUGAAAAUGCCUGAUUAAGCGAUGCAGAAAAACAGCACCACUUCCAGCAUCUACAAUGAGUCUGCUGCUGACCACCAGCUAUGGUCAUAAUGAAAUUUUUCUAACUAAUGGGUUACCCCUUAGUGCCCAAAAUGGAUCCGGGCUGGUAGACUAGUUUCAAAGUAACUGCACAUGUAGCUCUGUGGUCCACUCCAGGAGUGCUAACCAGGUCUCCCACAACAACCUGGCUUGGGGCAGGGACCUUUCUCCCACGCCUUUCUGAUUGGAGGGGUUUAAGGGCGCACAGCCCCUGCCUUACAUUGCGAUAUCCUUAGCAAGCCAGUCUGCCUAAGGGCCUGUGCCUUGCUUUCUUUGAGGCCUAUGAACAGUGUAUAGCCAGCAUUUACAAGUUACCACACAGCUCCUUCAAAGCAAGCACAUUUAUUCUUAAGGUGAAAGAAUUACAGCUGAAACAUCAUAAAAAACAAUAGCUGGAUUUAAACACGCUCCAUAGGGCCCUAGUACACUGAAGUCUUUUCAACCCUUCCACAAGGGUUGAGGCCCCCUUGGACAGAAGGUCUUGUCCAUUUGCUGGAUUAGAAAGAACACCUUGUGCCAGUUACAGUGCAGCCCUUUGACACCAAAAGCCCUUUCUUUUGUCUGCUGGUCUCAGGAAAAUCCAGUAGGUGCGAGCUGUUACCAGGGGUGGUAUGUCUUGGGGAGGUGAGGGGGAUGUUUACAGCUUGAGUGAGUCACCACAAUCACCCUCCCAUUUUUAGAGCCUUGCAGAGCUGUGGCCACCCUUCCCUGUGGAGUUGCACACAAUCCCUGGCUCAACAGUCCAUAAACCAUUCAUAACCUACAUGCAAUUGCAAUAUCUGUCACCCUCAGACUGUGGAGUCCCAGUGGAAUUCUGCUAGCCAAGUGUAUGAAGUGUACAGGAGAUUUGCUAGCUGUAGAUUUAUUCUGUCAGCCUGAUGAAAACGGUAAGUCCCUCCCUCUUUCAGCACAUCACUUGUACCUGGAGAUGGCUUGUGUGUGCCAGCCCUUUUCCCAGGAUA